AUGGCGAUCUGUACUUAUAACGCACGUACGCUUGCAUCGGAAGCGGCCAUCGAAGAUCUGAUGAUGCAAGCCAAGAAGAUCAAGUACUACGUCAUCGGACUGACCGAGACGAGACGACGUCACCCUCUCAACGCCGUAUAUGAAACUGGAGAAGAACUGUUCUUAGGAACAUGCGACAGUAGAGGUGUUGGUGGAGUUGGCGUCCUCGUCAACACGAGUAUGGCAAAGAACAUCGACUCUUUUGAACAACUUACGACCCGAAUCGGACGUCUGCGGAUGAGAAGAUGUGGCCCAAUACCAGCUUUGACUAUCUUCGUCGUUUACGCUCCAACAUCAAGCUACGAAGAAGAAGAAGCCGAAGCUUUCUAUAUGGACCUGGAGAAGUUCUACCAAGAAGAUCAUGCCUUCUACAAGGUCAUAGUUGGCGAUUUCAACGCUAAGGUUGGCCCAAGAAGAACGCCGGAGGAACUUCACAUCGGGACCCACGGCCUACAAUGGAAUGACCAGGGAGAGAGGCUCGCCGAGUUCAUCAUGACGACUAAGACCAUCCAUGGGAACUCGCAAUUUCAGAAGCCCUCUUCUUUACGCUGGACGUGGGAGUCACCCGGUGGAGGGUACCGUAAUGAAAUAGACCACAUCAUCGUCAAUAAAAGGUUCUGCCUGACGGACGUCGGUGUUGUACCAAAGUUCUAUACGGGAUCGGACCAUCGCCUCCUCCGAGGAAGAUUUUCCUUCACAAGGAGAGCAGAGAAAGCCGCCAAGUUCAGAGAGAGAAAUCCCAGGACUACCAUCAACUGGGAUCUCUUCGCUACGCUGGCCGGCUUUUGGGAAGAUUCUGCAAUGGACAACAUCGACGAGGAAUAUGACCGGCUUGUCGAACACCUUCACGACUGCGCGAAGAAGGCUGAGAGUUUUAAAACCACCAGGAGGCGCCUGUCUCUUGAAACUCUUGAGCUGAUACGCCAGCGUGGAGCAGCACGAGCCGCAGGGAACCAAGAACUCACGUCCGAGCUCGCAAGGCUUUGCCGAGAGGCGAUAAAGGAAGACCUUAAAGAGAGAAGAGCAGAAGUGCUGGCUGAAGCUGCAGAGGCGGGGAAAAGCAUCCGCUAUGCCCGUCGAGACUUCGCCAGUCGCAAGACGAGGAUGACUGCUCUCCGGAACCCAAAGGGAACAGCCAUUGCAUCGAGAAGGGGGAUGGAGAAAAUCAUCUACGACUUCUACUCUGAUCUCUUCGACAGCCAUGUCCACUUGCCUCCUCACCAUCUGAGGGAAGAUGGACAAGUCAUUCCAGAGGUUCUCCCGUCCGAAAUACGACAUGCUAUCAUGUCGGUAAGAAAUCGUACGGCACCCGGUCCCGACAGAAUAAGACCAGAACACCUGAAGAGCCUUCCGCCAGUACUCAUCAACACCCUGGCGAGGCUCUUUACACGUUAUCUGUCGGAAUGCAAGGUUCCUAAACAGUGGAAGACCAGCAAGACCGUGUUGUUGUAUAAAAAAGGAGAUCCACAUGACAUCGGCAACUAUCGCCCAAUCUGCCUACUGUCCGUCAUCUACAAGCUCUUUACAAGAGUAAUCCUUAAUAGGAUUGAAAAAGUCUUGGAUGAAGGACAGCCAUGCGAGCAAGCAGGGUUUCGAAAAGGAUUCAGCACGAUUGACCACAUUCACACUGUUUCGAAACUCAUCGAGGUAUCACGAGAGUACAAGAUGCCGCUCUGUCUCACCUUCAUCGACUUAAAGAAGGCUUUCGACUCGGUUGAGACGGAAGCGGUCGUGGAAGCCUUGGACAACCAAGGCGUCCCUACUCAGUAUAUUAAGGUACUUCGAGAGUUGUACAGUAACUUCACGACCGGAAUUUCGCCAUUCUACAAGAACAUCAUCAUUGACGUGAAGAGGGGGGUCCGACAGGGUGAUACAAUUUCACCCAAAAUAUUCACAGCCACCCUCGAGAACGCAAUGCGAAAGUUGGAAUGGGACGACAUGGGAGUGAAGGUUGAUGGUCGGCAGCUACACCAUUUGCGCUUUGCUGAUGACAUCGUACUGGUAACACCUAGCAUCAGCCAAGCGGAACGAAUGCUGACCGAAUUCGACGAAACAUGUGGAUGCAUCGGUCUUCAGCUGAAUCUACAAAAGACGAUGUUCAUGCGGAACGGAUGGGUCUCGGAUGCCCCAUUCACGCUCAACGGAACGAACAUAUCCGAAUGCACCAGCUACGUUUAUCUGGGUCGGGAACUGAACAUGAUGAACGACCUGACCCCCGAGCUGGGCAGGAGGAGACGAGCGGCUUGGGGAGCGUACAAGAGCAUCGAGGAUGUAGUGAAGAAGACCAGGAACACCCGGCUCCGUGCUCACUUCUUCAACACCACCGUACUUCCUGCUUUGACCUAUGCUUCGGAAACCUGGGCAUUUCGCAAGCAGGAAGAAAACGCGGUGAGCGUCAUUGAACGCGCAAUUGAGAGAGUGAUGCUAGGAGUAUCCCGUUUCACGCAAGUGAGGGACGGGAUUCGAAGUUCCCUCCUACGUCAGCGAUCGAAGAUUAAAGACGCCGCCGCGUUUGCCAAGGAAAGUAAAAUAAGGUGGGCCGGACACGUGAUGCGCUUUGAUGACAACCGUUGGACCAGAGCCGUGAGCGACUGGGUUCCCCGCGAUAUUAAGCGCACUACAGGAAGACCGCCGACCCGAUGGCCAGAUUUCUUCACGAAGUCCUUGAAAGAAAAAUAUGAUGCUCUUCGUGUCCCACGCGAAAGGAGGAACCACUGGGCUACUCUGGCACGCAAUCGGGACAAAUGGAAGAAUUACUGGCGCCCGCUCGACCAGGUCGAAGAUCAACGGGAGUCAAGGUGA
Necator americanus (New World hookworm) is the source of this 2841-nucleotide messenger RNA. RefSeq lists its product as uncharacterized. NCBI's taxonomy places the organism in Eukaryota, Metazoa, Nematoda, Chromadorea, Rhabditida, Ancylostomatidae. The transcript has a single exon. The coding region runs from base 1 to 2841 and encodes 946 amino acids. Gene Ontology annotation, molecular function: catalytic activity. The record is from RefSeq and is a predicted model, not a curated record.